Messenger RNA from Notodromas monacha, 1221 nucleotides. The record is from the annotation of a GenBank genome assembly. NCBI's taxonomy places the organism in Eukaryota, Metazoa, Arthropoda, Ostracoda, Podocopida, Cyprididae.
GUUUGUAUCUAGACUCCCCCUUUGUUCACAUUUAUUUCAAUCUAGUGAAGGAUGAGAUAUUAGUCCUAUUAUUUCGUCGCCUCAGCUGGUACAUCAGUGGUGUUGAAUUGCACGAUUCUGACGCUUCCUCUGGAAGUAUCUUUUAUUAUGCAACUCAAACUGUCUCGUAAACAUUUCUUCGCUUUUGUCACGAUUGUGGGAGCACUUCUGUUGGAUCAUGGUGCACUGGCCAAUUUCGCUCCCAGAUUUACCGCGGACAUGAACGGACAUUUGAUACCAGAAUCGACUCCGGUUCAUUCGUCUGUCUACAAACUCGAGGGAGAAGACCCAGAGAAUGAUCCUUUGCGAUUUGGAAUACUAAAUUCCAAUCUCUUCAGUGUGGAACCAAUCACAGGAGUUGUUAGAUUGUUGCGGAAACUCGACCGUGAAUCUCAAAUGGAUCUUCGUCUGAAUCUCACGCUGGUGGAUUCGGAGCCGUCCAAUCAGGUCGUUCAAAGUAUUGUUGCUUUCGUUUUGGACGAAAAUGACACUCCACCGAAAGUUUCGGGCCUACCUUACGAAUUAAGAGUACCGGAAGACACCAAGAGUGGAACCGUUCUCGCGCAAUUCACGGUUUUUGACGCGGAUUUGGUCAAUGAUGGACUAAGUGUUCGAUGCGAGCAGGAAACUGGAAGCUCUAGCUCCAAAAACGACAUGUUCCGUCUUGAUCCUGAUACCGGUAUCUUGGAAACCGCCAAAGAACUUGACCGAGAGAUUCUUGUGCCAUCCGGUCUCCUCAUACUUCCAGUGGCUGUGAUGGAUGAAUCUUUUCUUGGUGAAAUGGCAAAGGAACCAGCUUCGUUUCAGCUCUCUCAGACAACCAUGGCAAAGCGUAGUUUGAACGACGUCAAAAACGUCUGUUCACGGGUGUGCGCGUCCGGGCCAGUGUCGGUUAUUUCUCGGGUGCGCUGCGUCACUCAAGGCUAUGAGACCAAGUGGAGGGGUUUCCCUGAUUUGCAUCAAUUAAUGGGCAAUCGAAACGAUGCCUCGUCUUUUAAGAAUGGUGGGAAAAAGAUGCUUUUUAAAAUUCCUGUGUGGCGUUCCUCUAUUAGCAAGCGUUUGCAAGAUUCCGUCCGUCCGACAAGUGCCUUGUUACCGAGUAGUACUCCGUCGUAUUCUGGUGGAAGUGGAAGAUUCAAGUUUGACCCUCUGUCUGAACUUUCCCGCGUGAAAACUAAUUGA